UGUAGCUUAACAUGCUGGUUGCGCCUCGGGAGGGAGAGAGCUAGAGAUGCUUAUUUUGUUCAUAGACAGGGUGGAAAUAAACACGACAACGCUAUUUAUUGUGGUGAAUUAACGUGUUCGCAAGAAACGGUGAAGUAAUUUAUGCUUAGUAGCUGAUACAGACAGUAAUAACACCUCUUAUAUACAAAUAAUUAGAGAGUCGGUAAGGCGACGUUUUUGUUGUACACUAGAACGUCUGUAUGUGUUUGCGCACGAUUCCUAGAACUAUACCUUUACGUAGGUCUUUAAGUGCUGUUCGAAAUUUAACGUGAACAUUUGUGCUAAAUAAGGAUUACUCCACCCCAAAAUUAAAAUUAUGUCAUGAAUAACCCCCCCCCAGUUGUUCCAAAACGGUAUAAAUUUCGUUGUCCGGUUGAACACAAAAACCUGAGGGAGGGUAUAUGAUUUUGAAUAAAUGAAUAUACAUGUUGGGGUGGAUUAUCCCUUUCCCCAUCUAAACUAGUGCAAUAUUUAUCUUAAUGUUUAGGUCUGUGGUGGAAAAUUAUAAGAUCUAUCUCACCUCUGUGCAAGCACAAUGGAGGGCUGUCAGAUGUCGUGUUCAUUUUAUGGUUGCAAGAGGACCUACAACAAUCCAGAGGCACUGAGUAGCCAUCUUCAGGACCACAAUAAGAACACAGCCCAAUCUCUUCCUGGGAAAGUUUUCCUGUGCUCUCAAAUAGGAUGUGAUGGUUCGUUUAACAACAUGCAGCAGCUUAUGGAACAUAUGAGACAUCAUUACAAACCAAAUAACUUUUUUUUGUGUGAGAGCUGUCGGGCCAAGCUACGUUCGUACCGCACCCUUUUAAAACACCUUCAAACCUGCGCUAAAGUCGCUAAGAACAAGGCUGCAAAGUCAGAGACGGGAAUGACGCCUGAUGCAGAUGCUGCUGGUGUUCCUCUCACCUCUGAUGACAUUGUGGUUAAGACCGAUCCAGACGACUCAAAGGAGCUAGAGGAUAUGGAGUCCACACCCACUUUGCUCACACAUCAAACACACAUGCCAGUGACCGAGCGAUCUCCAGAAAACAAUUCAUUCACAAACCUAAACUCUCCUGGCUCUGCGAAUCUGUUCCUCUCCACUCCCAGUCCUGCCUCAACCCCAAAUCUUCCAGAGACUCUCUGCAAUCCUUUUCCACCCACUUUGUCUCCUGUUAAUCCAGCCUACCUACCAGAUCCGGGCUCGCAGCAGCAGCGGUCACCCAGGUCUGGUCCUCCAAGUCUGCCCUCUUCACCAUUACUGCCAUCAUCUCCAGGAUCUAAUGCGGUCUGGAGGAAGAACCAAGGUCAGUCCUUCAACUGUCGCAUCCUGUGGGAACACACCAGAGGGAGAUACAGUUGCCUACAAUGCGGCCACUGUACCCCAGACCGGGGGGAGAUGACCGCUCACAUUGAGUGCCAGCACAAGAAUCAUGGGGGCAAAGUUCACAAUGACCCUGGUAUUGCUCUUAUCCAUACACCACUGAAUGACUUUGUUUGCUUGUGGGGCGGAUGGAACAAGCUGGUUCUAGUCAGUCUUGGACCGAAGUUGUUUUGUUAUUCUCUCAUCGUGGUUCUGGACAUGUUGAGGUUCAUACUUUUGUUUGCAAAUGACUAAAUCUUUUGUGCAUUUUUACAGAUCCGGAGGGUGCUCCUUCUUCCUUACUGGCUAAGACUUCACUACACUCUGAGAAUUCAACGUAUACGCAGCUCUAACAUGAAAUAAGAUGAUGCAUUUAUUGAUUGAAGUGUGUUUCAGCUUUCAAAAUGGAGAUAAACUGUUUUCAUUUCACAGAAAAAUCUAAGCGUCUCUCAAACGAUCAGUCCAUUUAUCACAAUUCAAACUUGAGCUUAAUCUUGCUUGUAAACUUGCAUGUGCUUCAUUGAAUAGUUUUGAAUAGUAUCUAAUAUUCUCAGUAUAUAGAUAUUUAGUUGUUGGUUUGUAAUGUCAAUUUAAUAAUUGCUAUUGUUAUAAAAUCAAUGUGUUUAUAGUGUUUGCAAACAAAAAAUAAAUCAGCCAGAAACAA
Messenger RNA from Triplophysa dalaica, 2042 nucleotides. It is a transcript of the gene znf414, whose product is annotated as zinc finger protein 414. The record is from RefSeq and is a predicted model, not a curated record. The transcript has 5 exons. NCBI's taxonomy places the organism in Eukaryota, Metazoa, Chordata, Actinopteri, Cypriniformes, Nemacheilidae. The coding region runs from base 575 to 1633 and encodes 352 amino acids.